Messenger RNA from Penaeus chinensis, 1428 nucleotides. RefSeq lists its product as uncharacterized. The record is from RefSeq and is a predicted model, not a curated record. Lineage: Eukaryota; Metazoa; Arthropoda; Malacostraca; Decapoda; Penaeidae. Gene Ontology annotation, cellular component: transcription regulator complex; nucleus. The transcript is spliced from 5 exons. Gene Ontology annotation, biological process: regulation of transcription by RNA polymerase II. The coding region runs from base 256 to 1428 and encodes 390 amino acids.
UCCGCGCUUAGGUGCGGACCCGCUUAAACUAAUUACUGAUGUUUUCAAUGUAACCUUUCACAUGGCGCGGGCGCCCCAUGGGUUGCCCGCGGGCCCGCCUCCACGCCUAGUUGCUACAGGGUACAGCGUCUAAUGCAUGUCUUCACACGUCGCGGGCAGGCCCGCGACCCGCGCACUUCUCCGGAGGAAACUCAUUCAAUAGUCUGCUGGAUUUCAACGUGAUUGGUUGUGCGUGACUGUCCCCUUGCAUUUAAUAUGGAGGCUAAUAUUGAUACAGAGCAGUUGAUAUCCCUUGUGCAAGAGAGACCAGCUCUGUGGGACAAGUCACGUGAAGAGUACAAAUCCCGAACACGCACCACAGAAUGUUGGAGAGAGGUGUGUGUCAAGCUCAACCCAGCCUUCGAGAGUUUAUCAGAGGCAGAUAAAAACAAGUAUGAUAUUUACAUAACUUUAACAGGGAAACAUAAGCCUGUAAGACUUGAUAUUGCUAACAUAGGUGAUUAUAGGAAAGAAAGCAACAGGAAAAAAGUAACAAGAGUACACCUAUGUUUUGAUUCAGGGAGCUUCAGUUCUCCACUGACGAUUGCCUUCCAAAAUGUUGAAUUAGAGAACACUGUAGGGUCACUGUGUAGUACAAGUAAGCUGAUAAUAAAUAAGUGGAAAAAUGUCAAGGAUCAGUACAUCAAAUCGGUCAAGAAGAGGAAAGGGAAGAGUGGCUCAGCAGCAAAGACUGUGAAGAACUAUAUCUUCCAUGAACAGCUUUCUUUCUUAAAGGUAAAUAUGGACAUGAGGGAAACAGAGUCAAGCUUUGAAGUUGAUUCUGAAAAAUCUCCCGGAGGACUUGAUGAAGAAAGAGAAGACAGCGAUGUUCUGGAGAAAGCCAGCGAGGUUGGUGAAGCUAGUGCAACAAAAAUGUCUGUUAGGAAUGCUCCAAAGAAAAAGAAAGUUGACAUUGAGAGAGAAAUCCUUGAACAUUUAGCAGCAGAAGAAAACCGUCAUAUUUCCUUUUUUAAAGGACUUCUUCCCUCUCUCGAAGGAUUUACCGAUGAUGAGAUUUUGCAGUUCCAGUCUGGUGUUAUUGGUCUGAUCCAGAACCUUAAAAAGACCCGUUCACUUCAAGUUCAUGAUUUACCACAGAAUCAAACCUACAUUCUGCCACAGCGGGCCCCCUACACUUCACACCCUCCACCCUAUUGGAACAAUCCGUCAUCAAGUGGACUACAAAGAACUGAACACAGCUCACCAUAUAUGCAUGGGUCCCAUGUUCAACCGCCGCCUACAUGUAGUACUUCAGUUUCACCAGUAUCUUCUGAGGUGUCAGAGCUUGGUUCCCCAUGUGAUGCAAACUUUGCAUAUAAAUACACUACUUUGCCUUGGACUACUUUGUACCUUAUGAGUUACGUGACAUUUAAUAAUGUAUUCACUUAA